Brettanomyces nanus is the source of this 2154-nucleotide messenger RNA. RefSeq lists its product as uncharacterized. The transcript has 2 exons. Gene Ontology annotation, cellular component: cytoplasm. The record is from RefSeq and is a predicted model, not a curated record. The coding region runs from base 1 to 2154 and encodes 717 amino acids. Gene Ontology annotation, biological process: post-transcriptional regulation of gene expression. Gene Ontology annotation, molecular function: mRNA binding. Lineage: Eukaryota; Fungi; Ascomycota; Pichiomycetes; Pichiales; Pichiaceae.
AUGUUUGAUUUCGAUUCCAAUAUUGCUCCUGACGAAACCAUCAUGGUUGAUUCGGAAAAGCAUGGUUUAUCUUCUCCUUAUUCUCAAUCUGAAAGGCGCAAUUUGCAGCAGUACUAUGAAAACCAGGGUUUAUUUCUAGGCGUUUCGGUUGCAAGUGGCGGUCCAUAUGCAGGCCAGAAACCGGAAGCUACUGGCAAAAUGGAAACCACGGAUGUCUCGGGAACUACUAAUCUUGCCGGAAGUACCCGAACAUUUAACGUUUCUGGCUCUGAUGCCUAUGGUGCUUCUGCCUAUGGUUCUUCUGAUGCCUCUAGCGGUAAUGCUUCUAGUUCCCGUUUCACGCAUCUCUCGGGUCUGUUUGCUCCCAGUUUCCCGGAUCAAUUCACUACAGACUUGGCAACCGGAUUGCCAUAUAUUUCCACUCCUUUCCAGUAUCACAGACACCAGAGCUCUGCCACAUCUCUCUCUUCGUCGAUAUUUGGUGGUGCUACCCCUUCCGUUAGCGCUGCUACUAUUGCCACGUCUGCUACCACUUCCACCACAGCCCCACAGCAUACUCCCGGGCCAAGCAUCUCUGCAUCUACCAGUUUGUAUAACGGUGUUUCAGGCGCUGGGCUACCAGAUGCUUAUUUCAUUAAUGGCAUGAGCUCGGCUUUUAAUGAACCAAUCACUCCUCCAGAAUACUGCUACUCUAAACUGGCAUCUAUCAUUCCUGCUACCACCUCAGAUAUAUCUAGUAAUGCCUCUUGGAAUGCUCCUCAGAUAUUGGACAAGCCGUAUGCUGGCUCGAGACAUCAUUCUAAGAGCCGCUCUAUGGCGUCGCUUCAAGGUGAUAAUCACAAUAGGCGCCGUAUGUUCUCUUACCCUCAAUCAGAGACCGAACAAAGGCAGGGUCGGUAUCCGGAGACUUUAAAUGAGGUCGGUAAGAGGCACAAAUCUGUUCCCUCGGUUCCUUCGAUACCCUCGACUAACGCUGUCGACACCUUUGCCUUGGAGAACAGCUUUGACCAAUUGACCUUAGGUGGGAAAUCUACCUCGUUGGAUUCAACCACAGAUAUUAUAUCCAUGUCUCAAGAUCAGUAUGGAUGCCGAUACCUUCAGAAGAAGAUCGACGAGAAUUUUGCCGUCAACUUUCCCCUGAUAUUUCAGUCCGUGUAUCAGCACUCGACCGAUUUGAUGGUGGAUCCAUUCGGUAAUUAUCUCAUUCAAAAGCUGAUGGGUUCUGCGUCCGCCGAAGAGCUCAGCCUAAUAUUAAUUAGUAUUGGUCCCUCUAUUUAUAAGAUCUCAAUCGACCAGCAUGGCACCCGUGCCUGCCAGAAGAUGAUUGAUUGCCUGUCAACGCCAGCCCAUCACCGACUUUUGGAAACGUAUUUGUCUCCUCACAUAGUCGAACUGAUUCAGGACUUGAAUGGUAACCACGUGAUUCAAAAGUGCAUACAGAAGUUUCAAGAUGUCGAUUUGCAAUUUAUCAUCGAUUUGAUCUGCAGCAAUAUGGUAGCCAUAUCGACGCACAAACAUGGAUGUUGUGUGAUGCAAAAAUUGAUGAACAAAUGCAAUUCCAACCAGUUGAUUCAGCUUGGCUGCGAGAUUUUGAACAACUCCAUUUCAUUGAUGCAGGAUCAAUUUGGCAACUAUGUGGUCCAGUACUUGAUCAGUUUGGAAAUCCCAAAGCUUAACAGCCAACUCAUUACUAUUGUUGCUUCUUAUGUUACUGAACUAAGUUGCCAAAAGUUCUCUUCCAAUGUCGUGGAGAAAUGUCUAAAAAUCAAAGUGUACAAGCAGCACAAGAACGCUCGUCAAGUGAAUCCGUUGCUUGAGGAGAUCUUGCGAGAGCCUACUUUGAGUAACUUGAUUAAGGAUCAAUACGGUAACUACGUUGUUCAGACUUCUAUGGAGGUGUCUCCAUUUGAGUAUAAAGUAAGAUUUGCUAUGGCUUUGGAUCCCCUGCUUCCGACUAUCAAAUUCACCUCGUUUGGUAAACGUAUUCACAAUAAGGUCAUAGCCAUAUUGGAAGAGGCCAAGAAAACCAAAGGUCCCAUUAUCGAUAUACCCACAACUGUGACAACUGCCCCUGCCAAGCAGCGGUCCCUCUCCAACUUCUUUACUCGCCAUGGUCUCGAUUCUGUCGACAACAUAUUCCCACCUCCACGUUGA